Molecule: messenger RNA, 9219 nt
Organism: Oncorhynchus kisutch (coho salmon)
Lineage: Eukaryota; Metazoa; Chordata; Actinopteri; Salmoniformes; Salmonidae
Product: CUGBP Elav-like family member 2
Exons: 14
Coding region: 278-1924 (548 amino acids)
Cellular component (GO): nucleus
Molecular function (GO): mRNA binding
Source: RefSeq, a predicted model, not a curated record
GCGGGCUGCACAAUGCAUUAGCCCACGAUGAGCUGUCAAAAAGGAUUAUUUCAGCUACGCCAGUCAGCAAAAGGGGUGUGUGCCGCUCGACUGCACUAAAUCUGAGGAGAGAAAGAGAGGGGCGGGAGUAAAAAACAGAGAGAACUAGAGAGAGAGAAAUAGAGAGAGAGAAAAAAGCUACCCAGAUAGAGAGGCGAGAGGGAGAAAUAGUGAGAAGAAGAGAAGUGUCCAUUUAACACACAUAAGAAGGUGGAUUUUUCUGGAAGAGUACCGUGCGAUGUUGGAACACUCGUCGGAGCUAGCCCUGGUGCAGAGCAUAUACGUCAACGGCAUGCGCUGUCCCCCCUCUGCCUCCGCCGCCGGUGUCCCCGUCAGGAAUGAGGACCUAGGAUCUCUGAGCAACGGCAGCAACAGCAGCAGGAUGAAUGGUUCUAUGGAGAACCUGGAUACCCCUGACCAUGACUCCAUCAAGAUGUUCGUUGGCCAGAUCCCCCGCUCCUGGACGGAAACCGAGCUCAAGGAGCUGUUUGAGCCCUACGGGGCCGUGCACCAGAUCAACAUCCUCCGAGAUCGCACUGCCACACCCCCCCAAAGCAAAGGAUGCUGUUUUGUAACGUUUUAUACCAGAAAAGCCGCCCUGGAGGCCCAGAAUGCAUUGCACAACAUAAAGACCUUAACAGGGAUGCAUCAUCCCAUCCAGAUGAAACCCGCUGACAGUGAGAAAACAAACGCGGUGGAAGACCGAAAGCUCUUCAUUGGAAUGGUGACAAAGAAAUACGGCGAGAACGAGGUCCGAAUGAUGUUCUCUGCUUUUGGACAGAUAGAGGAAUGCCGAAUUCUCAGAGGGCCUGACGGUCUGAGCAGAGGCUGUGCGUUUAUCACAUUUUCUACCAGGGCUCAGGCCGCGAAUGCAAUCAAAACCAUGCAUCACUCUCAGACUAUGGAGGGCUGCUCCUCUCCCAUGGUGUGUAAGUUUGCGGACACUCAGAGGGACAAAGAGCAGCGGCGCCUGCAGCAGCAGAUGGCCCAACAGAUGCAGCAGCUCAACAGCGCCUCCACCUGGGGAAACCUGGCAGGGCUGGGAGGCCUCACCCCACAGUACUUGGCAUUGCUCCAACAGGCGACAUCUACCGGUAACCAGAGUAAUUUUGGUGGCAUGCAGAGGCUAGGAGGUGUGAACCAGCUGCAGCUGCAGAACCUGGCCACGUUAGCUGCUGCUGCCUCUGCAGCCCAGAACUCAGGCGGCGGCUCCAACGCCCUGUCAGCCAACGGAGCUCUAGGUAAUCUCUAUAACUCAGCAGCAGGCCAGACGGCAGGCUCCAGCGCUGGUGCAGCCAUGAACACCCUGGCCUCUCUGGGCCUGACCCAGGGCCUCGGCGGGGGCCUGACGGGGACCUCCAUGGGUCUCAACAACCUCAACGCCCUCACUGGGGGUGUCAGCGGUGAGUUCUCCAACCGAAUGGCGGCUAUGAACGGAGGACUGGGGGCCUCGAUGGCGAACGGCUCGGGGGCGAGUUCCAUGGACGCACUGACUCAGGCCUACUCAGGGAUGCAGCAGUACACGGCCUCCGCCCUGCCUUCCCUCUACAGCCAGUCCCUACUGCAGGGAGCAGCCGGCGGGAGCCAGAAGGAGGCUGGGAGCCAGAGGGAGGGUCCUGAGGGAGCCAACCUGUUCAUUUACCACCUGCCCCAGGAGUUUGGAGACCAGGAUGUCCUGCAGAUGUUCAUGCCUUUUGGAAGUGUCGUCUCUGCCAAAGUCUUCAUCGACAAACAGACCAAUCUGAGCAAGUGCUUCGGGUUUGUCAGCUACGACAAUCCGGUGUCGGCACAGGCCGCCAUCCAGGCCAUGAACGGCUUCCAGAUCGGCAUGAAGAGGCUCAAGGUGCAGCUGAAGCGCUCUAAGAACGACAGCAAACCCUACUGAUCUUACCCAGGGCAGGGGUCAUUUUCCCCAGGCUCUAUGUUAGCAUUACACGGGUAAGUCUAAGUCUACCCAACCCACGACUAAAGCCAAGGCCAUCUGAUCACCACAGCAAAGACUUAAUUAAUAGGGUGGCAGGUAGCCUAGAGGUUAGAGCGUUGGGCCAGUAAUCGAAAGGUCGCUGGUUCGAAUACCCAACCCGACAAUGUCACAAAUCUGCCGAUGUGCCCUUGAGCAAGGCGCUUAACCCUAAUUGGCCCCAGGGGCGCCGUACUACUAUCGUAGGUGUCAUUCAGACUCACUCCACUGGGGUCUUGUUAUCUUAAACCGGUUAUGUUCUUUACAUGUCUAUUAUUACUGCAUCCAUUCCUUUUACAGUUUCAUCAUGUAAUUUUCAAGAGUGGUAUAAAGUGUGUUAAUUUAUAUGAUUAUUUAUAGCUAUCACUAGAGCCAGUGGUCAAAAGGGUAUUUUGUGUUGUGAUAUUUAAGAGGGAACACCAGAUUUUAUUAUUUCUGUACCAUUUCAUUAUAUCUACUUACUAGGUUUAAAAUAGACGGGUUGACUAAGGAUCAGACACACGCCUCAUCCUGUCAGACUAUCAGAGCUCUUGGGCUUCAGUCUGUUGCAUUGAUCUGUUACCACUUAAUAUGUGAAGCUCUUUCACUUUUUCUCUCUGCUUCCAUCUCUCAUUCUUUUUCUUUCUUAAAACCAAGCAAUGUCAAGCUGCUGGGGCUACCUCAGCUCACUUCUUUUCAUAAUUAACUUCUUCCAAUCAUUCCAUCCAUCCAUGUCUCUCCUGAAGGGACUGACUGGUUAGAGAUGGAUCACUUUGAGUGCCACGUGUAUGUGCAUGUCUGACUGUCUAACAUACGUCUAGUGAUGUCAUUUCCUAAUCUGAUGAUGUCAUUUCCUGUAUCAAACUGUAUUGUUUUGUGUGUGUGUGUGGGGAAACAUCCCCAAUUGUCAUUAUGUUAUAUGUGGUGGUUGGCAUUGUUUGUCGUUGUUGUUGGUGCCUCAUGUUUGAAAGGUUAUUGUGCUGUGGCUAACUUCUUUCUCCCUCUCUGUCUCUCUCUCUCUCUCUCGCUCUCUCUACCUCUCUCCUUUCGUGUUUUUUCUUCCCUUUUUUAGAAAAAAUCUCCAUGCCUGUUUGCUCAUCGUUAGCCUAGCAUGUCCUCAUGGUGUUGAAAGCCAACCCAAAACUCCUCCUCUUCCUCCCGGCUACUCCUCAUCAUCCUCCCACCAUUGUUGUCUCUGAUGUCUCGCUAAAGCUCGCCUGACCAAUAGGCUACCUGACCACACCCCCCCCCACUGACCUUUGACAUAUGAAAUUUGACCAUAGCUCAACCUGAUUGGUUGUAUCCAAAAUGGCACCCUGUAUAGUGCACUACUUCUGACCAAAGCCUUUUUGAUCAGUGCUAGGUGCUGCACUAUAUAGGGAAUAGGCUGCCAUUUUGGAUAAGUCCAAUUUCUUUCGCAUGUAACUUCAUUUUUCUCUAGUUUUUCUGUAUAAAUGUAAUGGGAGGAAGGGAGGGAGGACAAGCAAAAUCAAUGUGAAAUCUUACCUGCGCUUAUUUCAUUUAAGAGACUAUUUAGCAAAUGCAGAAAAAAAACAUUGUUUUAAAAGCCUGUGGGAUAGUUUAUUCUUUAUUUUUUAAUUUUGUAAUUUGCUUGUUUUUAUGUUGUUUCUUUUAACCUCUUCUCUCGGUCUAAAGUUCACUUGAAAGUUUUAAUACAGGGACUAGCACGGCACAGUGCUACUUUGUGCCAUUUAGCAAUAUGCUGGCUUCUGAAACAACAUACUAUAAGGUUCUGUCUGAAAUGACAUCCUAUUCCCUAUUUAGUGCACAGAUUUUUAUUUGCCGCCAGGGCUCUAGUCAAAAGUGUAGUGCACUAUGUAGGGAAUAGGGUGCCAUUUCGGCUGCACACUAAGACCACUCGACUAGCAAAACCAUUUUCAAAACAAGUCUGAUUAUCAACCAGAAUUCCCCUCAGUGCGUUGUUAUGGCUUUUCACAUUUAAUAUUCAAGAAGGCAUUGUAAAGAUUUUCAAUUUUCUCGCUAAGGCUGUUGGUGACUUGGUUUUCAUUAAUGAAAAUAUAAGUUUAUUUACCUAUUUAGCUUUAUUCUUUAUUCCAAAAAAUAUUUACGGCACAAUUAAAAGGUAGAUUUGCUAUGACUACCUACAUGAACUUUUUAGAACCGAUUCACAAAUAGACAAUCUGUGGUUUAAAUGCACACUUAGAUUACCUAUAUUUUAUACCAUUGAAUCUAUAGAAGUUUAGGUUAACUUUGGGGUUAUUUUGUAGAUUAUGUUGUAAUGUCAUCUGCUAGGGUCUAAGUGUUUCAAGUUUUUAAAGAGGAUUAAAAAAACAACUGUUUGCUCGAUCAACACAACCUUUCGAAAAAAUAAAUGUCAUUACGUGGUGGUGAUGUAAUUCCUACUUAUUUACAUGUACAGUGCCUUCAGAAAGUUCUCAUACCCCUUGACUUAUUCCACAUUCUGUUAGUCUGAAUUCACAUUGGAUGACUAGAUUUUUUCCCCUCACUCAUCUACACACAAUGUCCCAUAAGAUGACUGUGAAAAACAUGGUUUCAGAAAUGUUGACACAAAUUAUUGACAAAUUAAAUACAGAAAUGUAUCAUUUAAGUAAGUAUUCACACCCGAUUCAAUACUUUGUAGAAGCACCUUUGGUAGCGAUUACAGCUGUGAGUCUUUCUGGGUAAAUGUGUCCGCGUGCUUCCCAGCUGAAACAGUUCGGUGGAGUUUGAAUAUAUAAUGACAAAAUUUUGUGACGUUUUUGUUCGUUUGGACUUCUGUGCUGUUUUUUUUGGUGAUUGGUCAACAUUAGGGAUUCUUUAAUAAAGUCUUUGUCAUGCAACAAGAGACGACUCGUUUUCAUGCAAAUGUUUUAAUUGACAAAUCCUGCACGAAACAACUUAAUGUAAAAUUGCCCCGACUAAGAUAAAUCUUCAUCAAAAUGAAUGACAGAUUUCUUGAGUUAGAUUCAUUCUUACUGAGGAAGUGUAUACUGGCUACGGCGUCUCAAAAUGGACCAACCGUACUAUUUCCUCUUCUUUCUCGUUUUUCAAAGGAAGGUCAUUUAACCAGGCUAGCUAAGUUUGGCUAGGUGCCAGCCUAACUGAAGCAUGCAAAUUUGACCAUUUGUUCUUUUAAAAAUUCUUCACGCUCUGUCAAAUUGGUUGUUGAUCAUUGCUAGACAACCAUUUUCAGGUCUUACCAUAGAUUUUCAAGUAGAUUUAAGUCAAAACUGCAACUCGGCCACUCUGAAACAUUCACUCUCUUCUUGGUAAGCAACUCCAGUGUAGAUUUGGCCUUGUGUGUAGGAAUUCAUCGGCCAGUGUCUGGUGGAAAGCAGACUGAACCAGGAUAUCCUCUAGGAUUUAGCCUGUGUUUAGCACCAUUCUGUCUGUUUUUUUUUUAUCCUGAAAAACUCCUCAGUCCUUAACGAUUUGCUUUGCCAAUUUUUUUAAGUAUUCAUUUAGUGCCUUGUUGCAAACAUUAUGCAUGUUUUGGAAUAUUAUUUUUCUGUACAGGCUUCCUUUUCACUCUUUCAAUUAGUAUUUUUGCGUAACUACAGUUUUCUCCUAUCACAACCAUUAAAAUGUAACUGUUUUAAAGUCACCAUUGGCCUCAUGGGGAAAUCCCUGAGCGGUUUCCUUCCUCUCCGGCAACUGAGUUGUGGUGUCUGGGUGUAUUGAUAUACCAUACAAUGUGUAAUUAAUAACUUCACCAUGCUCAAAGAGAUAUUCAAUGUCUUUUUUUGUUUUGCCCCAUCUACCAAUAGGUGCCCUUCUUUGCAAGGCAUUGGAAAAUCUCCCUGGUCUGAAUCUGUGUUUGCACUUCACUGCUCAAUUGAGGGACCUUACAAUUAUCUGUAUGUGUGGGGUACAGAGAGAGUCAUUCAAAAUUCAUGUUAAACACUUUUGCACACUGAGUGUCCAUUCAACUUAUUUUAUGAACUUAUUUAUGCUUGCCAUAACAAAAGGGUUGAAUACUCAGAUUUCUAUAUUCUUUUAUUAAUUUGUCAAUUUUGAAAAACGUCCGCGUCCACUUUGACAUUAUGGGUUAUUGUGGAUAGGCCAUGGACCAAGAGAAUCUAUAUUUAAUCAAUUUUGAAAUUCAAGCUGUAACAAAACAAAAUGUGGGAAAAGUCUAGGGGUGUGAAUACUUUCUGAAGUCACUGUAUUGUCAGAAUUCCUUUAUGGAUUAUUAGCUUUUUUUGGACACAUCAGAUAAUAGAUUGUCAUUGUGUCAUCUUGGGGAGUAUAUAGACUGAAUUUGUUUUUUCCUACUUUAAAAAAAGAGAACGAUUUAAACUUAGUAUUAAAUUCUUACUUAAGGUACUUGAGAAUUUUUGGUGAAUUUCUUCUUGAUGAGAAUUUAUUUGAUAAAUGGAUGUUUGAGUUUUUGUUUAGUGUAGAUGCCUUGUAUUGAAAGAUAAUGUCUCUUAACACAGAAGACAGAUGAUGCUUUUUUGUUUUUAAAGUGCCCAUGUGUCAAACUCACACACACAGUAUUUUAACUUCUUACAAUAUGUGACGGUGCCCAUUUUCUCACACACACACACACACUUUGUUUUGUGACAGUAAAAACACUCGGAGCCCCUGAAUGUGAGCGAGAAUUUUUAUUUGGUCCCUCACACACACACACUGAAUUUCUUUGUUGGUGAUAAGAUAUUAUUUUAUCACACAUUUAAAAAAACUUUUCUAUUCAAAACUUACGCACAGUAUCUAUGUGUUAACACUGCUCAACUCACCCCCACCAAAACAGUGUUGGUUUACAAAAGCAUUCCAUGUUUCAGCAUAAAAGUUUACUACUCCAAACAGAAGUGUGUCUUUUAUAGGGGUGAUAAUGGACUAGCCUACUUUCUGUCAGUUGAACUGCGAAGCUGAUGGGUCAGCUCAAAUAAUUUACAUCCAGCCCCCCAAAGAAAGGUUCCCCAAAAAUAAAAAGGUGUACCGGGGUCGUAUUCACUAGGCACAAAACAGAAUCAAGCAUGGGAGACGAUCUGAACUUGCCCAAUAAGAUCUGCUUGUUUUCAUUUUCCGGUUUGCUACGGUGUGCCCUAUUGACUACGACCCAAAUGGUUCUAAACAAGGGUUGUCAACUCAGGGUCCUUUGUGUUUGAGAUUCAGCUCUGUGUGGAAGAUGCAAGCACUGCGUAAGGUGUCUUUCGCAACAGAUUUGGGAUUAACAAGACACAAAAUGCACAAUUGUUGCCAUUUUUAAACACUUUAAUUUUUUUUUUUAAAUCACCACAGAUGGCAUCAGUUUUAGCUUGGGAGUUCUAGCAGCACUUGUUGAGAGGAGUUUGGAGUUUUGCUUGUUGAAUGGGAGUGGUUUGUGUCAGUUAUUAGCAGAAAUAUUAGGGGAAAUGUUCACUUUUUUGCUAAUCUUUUUGUCUUUGAAGCAUGGGUUGGUGGCACUUCCCAGAACUACCAAGGUACUACUACUAAAAAAAUAUUUUGUGUUCAAUAUGAUGGAGCAUGUGCUUUUUGCAGUGUGUUUUUAUAUCCAAAUGCAAUACAAUAAUCAAAGUGCCAUAUUAUAUGUCUAGAAACUGCCUACACAGAUACUAUUAGGCCUUGGUUGUUAUUAUUAGAGAUUGUUGAAGUUAGGUAACGCUCUUUUAUUUUUUAUUUUGGCAUGCAUGUUAUUAUAUUGAUACCAGUGUGUCAUUAAGGCUAAAUCGCCCUCUGUUUUUUCCCCCACUUUGUGUCAAGUUAUUUGUUCUAAUGUGAUGUGUGAAUUUGAACACAUUGGCAAGUAAUUUUUUUAAAUUAAUAUACAAGAAACAACCCUAAACUUUUGAAGACAAAUCCCCUUGUUGGUGAGUGACAGAGUUGAGUACUUUACGGUACAGUCACAGACGAUGUAUAUUAAUGAAUGCUUGUUAUUUGGCAAAAUGGUAGUGGUUGUAUAUUGAUUUAUUGAUUAUAAUAGAAAUAUCAUUUUUUGCAUCAACCAAAACCUGGGAAGUGUGCCAUAUUAUAAACAUUGAUUUGUCUUUAUGACAGUUUUCGAAAAAAUAAUUUAGUAUGUAGGCUACAACAAACUGAUAACCAAUGUUAGUUAAUAUUGAAUUGAUUAUAACAGGUAGUUAGUUCUAAAACUAUUGUAAAAAGAAGUGUUACUGAAAAUGUUGAAAUAUAAGCACAAUAUAAAAUCACACAUGGGUCAGGGUAAAGGAACUUGAGACUCACUUCGGGGGCUUCCGUCACAACCACCAUUUUUGGGAGUGCGUUCCAAAUUGCACCCUACUCCCUACAUAGUGCACUAAUUUUGACCAGGGCAGAUAGGGAAUAGGGUGCCAUAUUGGAUGUAGUCUCAGUAUUUCUGUCACUGCUCUCUCAUACUCUGAAGUGCUAUUUGACAAAGGUAUGUGGUAGCUUUGCGUCCCUUAGAUAUUGUCUUGGUCAACAAUCUAUCUGUCCUCGUUCUGUACCAUUUUUAUUGUCUGAUUAAUAAUUGAUAUGAAUUCUUUGUUCAUGUUCUUCUCCACAUAAAUGAUUUGAUAGAUGUUUGUGUUGUCUUGAGAAAAACCAAAGUCGCGGUGCAUCUUGAUGUUAUCUGAUCUGUAAAGCAUUAUUACAGUAGUGAUUUUCUGUUUUAAUUAACAAACUUUUUUAAAACUUGGGUGGGAUUUGAAAAUAACAAAAUUACAAAAACAGGCUCUUUCCAAUUUCUACAAUACUGGUUGUUCAUAUGUAUUUUCUACCAGUGAAGCUUUUUUAUAUUGGAAAUAAUUAAAGAAAAAAAUCUAUAUUGGAAAAAAAUGUCUGGCCUCUCUAUAAGGCCUCGCCUUGAAUGUGGGUCCUGAGUUAGGCUUCUUGGUGGUUGUCAAUGAGAACAGUUUUGGUAGUAUGUUUUAUUUCUUAAAAUAACCUUAAUUUUGAUUGAUCAUCAACUUGCUCUCUACAUGUUCCUCACUUUGUUAUUCACUUUUUUGGGGUGGGGGGUCUAAAAUUGUGGUAAGUUUCAUGUUAGUAGUAUUGUGCUCUGUCCACAUGGUUAUUAUAAAUGACCAUCCGGAUUGAUUAUAGGCAACUUGUGUGGAUGGAUAAAUAAAUGUAUUAGUUUAAUAGAAAGUUAAUUAUUUGUUGUUUUAGUUCUGGGCUUUUUGCUUUUUACCUGUGUCGUUAGAUUUUUCUGUUUUUACCAUAGAAUGCGUGGUGUGUAGUUGGAAAGCCAAGUCGAUGUUUUAUUUGGUAAAUGUUUGUUCAUGUGUGGUGUUUCUUUGCCUCUGUCUCCAAAAUUAAACCAUUUUCCCCUAAUA